This is a messenger RNA of Octopus sinensis (East Asian common octopus), 629 nucleotides long. RefSeq lists its product as uncharacterized. Lineage: Eukaryota; Metazoa; Mollusca; Cephalopoda; Octopoda; Octopodidae. The transcript has 2 exons. Bases 65 to 601 code for a protein of 178 amino acids. The record is from RefSeq and is a predicted model, not a curated record.
AACGACUCCAAUUUACACUCCACAAUAUGUCUACCCUCCUUCUAGUAACAUAUUAUGGCCUACAAUGUCAGUUCCAGCUUAUUCUGCCCAGAGAAUGUACCAUCCAGGCAACUACUAUGCACUUUCUCAACGUUUUAUUCAACCAGCAAUAUAUCGUCCUCAAUAUUUUAUCCCCCGGACCGUUCCUCAGAAUUCUACAUUUAGACUUCCCUUACCAGUGAAGAGACAAAGUUUGGUGACUCCAUUUCAACUCAAAAAGGAUUAUUUCCCCAGUAAAUCAACUUCUACUGUUUUGAACUCCAAUCAGCCUCCAAAAAGAGUCAGUCGUUUUAAUGCCGAGUUGUGGAGACCUGAUGUUUCAGGGAGCCCAGAAUCUGCCUCGAAUAUUACCACAAACACAAAUUUAGUCCAACCGACAUUUGCUGUUCUACAAAACGGCCAGUCAAAGAAAAAGAAAAAUAGGUUUAAGAAGAAUCAAGCCAGUUUGGCGAAUGAAUUAGAAAAAAUGAGAUGUACACAAGACAUAACUACUGAGCACGACAUGAGGUGGCUGUCAAUGUCAUUUCAAGUUCGUUGGUCGAGAAAAGGAGUUCUGAGGUGACCACAAUUCACCAAAACAGACUUGAGCG